AUGGCUGAAAUGACAUCCGCAAUCGCUGUCAUCAACGUCGAACAACCUGAGACGGCUAUUCCAAUGUUCGAAAAGUUGUCUGCAAGAACCGACGCUAGAAAUAAAAGGCAAGCAAUUAAACGUGGCAAGCAAUGGAUUUGCUUGAAAUGGACUGCAAUCGCCGCGGUCGUUGUCAUGGUCCUCUUCGUGAUUGGCGUCAUCAUCAUUUUCACAUUGAACUGA
Molecule: messenger RNA, 222 nt
Organism: Caenorhabditis remanei
Lineage: Eukaryota; Metazoa; Nematoda; Chromadorea; Rhabditida; Rhabditidae
Exons: 2
Coding region: 1-222 (73 amino acids)
Source: RefSeq, a predicted model, not a curated record